Molecule: messenger RNA, 1779 nt
Organism: Tribolium castaneum (red flour beetle)
Lineage: Eukaryota; Metazoa; Arthropoda; Insecta; Coleoptera; Tenebrionidae
Product: replication protein A 32 kDa subunit
Exons: 2
Coding region: 213-1775 (520 amino acids)
Biological process (GO): double-strand break repair via homologous recombination; nucleotide-excision repair; DNA replication
Cellular component (GO): DNA replication factor A complex; site of double-strand break; chromosome, telomeric region
Molecular function (GO): single-stranded DNA binding
Source: RefSeq, a predicted model, not a curated record
UUGUUCAUUGUUCAACCAAUCAGCGUUCAGUAUUCGCAAAACUGCGUACGCACAACGUGUUGAUAAACUUUUCGUUUGCAUUUUCGUGAUUUUUGUGUGAAUUUUCCAAUUUUCUGCUCAAUUCCGGCUUCAGUGUUUGUCGGUUGUGACUUUUGAUCAAUUUGUGUUGCGAAAUAGUGAUUUCUUCCGAAGGCGUUCUUGCGGAUACAAGGAUGGAUCAAGAACCCGCCCAAACUUUCUGCUCGUGUGUGGCAACACCUUUAGACUACAUGAUACAAACAUAUUUCCAAGUUAGGAACAUAACUUCAGGCCCACAAUACGAAAUGUACAAACGCCGUUUCAACAAUAUAAUUUUUAACCACUUGUCUGAAAUCGUACAAAAUUUAACAAUUACAAUAUAUUUCCCUCGAUGUCAGGAAUUACUUCGUAACGACUUGGGAACAGUUCGCUACAUGUCCUGCAUAUGCCCCCACACUAUCACUAGCCACUUUUACCCAGUUUUUGUCCAGCAUUUUGACCCAAAACACGGCAUCAAGCACCGAUUAUUGGACUUCACAAAACGCGAUUCUGGGUUCAGUUCAAUUCUCAUCAACUUUGGUGUUAUUGAACGAAUUGUGGGAUUUUGUGGCGACUAUUGUUACCAUGAUCCCGGCAAUCCAACUCCCAGUAACCACUUGCAAAGUCUCAGAACUUUGGGCCAAAGAAAUGUGUUAAAUUUGCCCUAUUCUGACGAUUUUGUUCCAACUUUGUUCAGCUUUUUGAUUGAUUAUUUGCCAAUUGAUUUGAUUUCGGCUUUGGACAAGUUGGGUCAUGUGUGUGGUAAUAACAGUGGACAGUCACAACUAGUCCGGAAUUUGGUUUCCGAGUAUAUAAAGUGGAAGGAAGGGCAGGAACAUGUCUUGUUGAGUAGUUACACUAGUUUCGUUAUAAGCAACUUGGGGGCGCUUAAUGCCUACUUGGAACGCUUUAAAUGCUUGCCCUACAGUGUGGGGGCGCUGUUCACGUCAGUCUUGAACCGGUUUUUGCUCGUUUUCACCAAUGAGAUAUACCGUGAGGUCGACGCGAUUAAAAUGAGCGACAAUAGUGCAGUAAUGUACUAUUUCUACUUGACCAAGUUACGUGAUUUGUUCACAUGUUACGAGGACUCGGGUUAUGUGCCCACCAAAGCGAGCGCCUUCUUGGACUCAGAAAUAGAACACUUGGUUGAUAAUCUAGUUAUUGACAGUAAAGACCAAGCAAAAAUCGACGAGUUCCACAAAGAGUUUACAGAAAUUGUGGAUUCAUUCUACACAAGAGCCAAGAUAUAUAUCAAAAAUCUCCUCUCACAAUUCCCAAAUUUUGAUAAAUUUGCUUGGAUCGUUCUUCCAGUUGCUGAAUAUAGCCAAGUCCAUGAGACUUACCAUUUGUUGCACGAAUCUGAAACCACGUGCCACAACUGCCAACAAUUGUUGCUAGAAGUGAGAAAUAUUAAUAUAGUGCUCGCCAACUUGCCACUACUGGAAAUUGAAAGUGUGGUUGAAAAAUGGUUGUUGGUUUUAAAAGAAGGCGAUUUUCCCAUGAUUGCAGAAAUGUUGGAGUAUUUAUUCUCGCUCCCAGCGUCUUAUAAAGUGAUGGAGGAUCUAGUGGCUGUGAGUGGGAACGAGUGCAAAACAAGAGUAGUGAACAAAAACAUAGGAAACAUCGAAGUGGGGGCUAUUGGGGACGUUUUUGCCAAUGAUUGGGGUGUUAUAGAAGAUAUCAUCAAGAGUCACCAAAUUUCAGUGCUUGAGGAUUAGAUAA